AUGCGUCUUUCAGCCUUGACUCUAGCCCUUGCUGGCACCGCACUUGCCGCAAACAACACUAAGCCAUUUUCAUCAUGGAUGGCCUCGUCGUUUCUUUCCAAGGGCCAGCCCAUCAACAAUCACUACGUCGCGUCGGUCAUCCACGAAGGCAUCCAGAAAGCCGCGACUCAACAGAAAGAUGCGGAACUCCUUAAAUACGCCUCCAAGUCUGUAUCAUCCGUUGUCCACAAGAAUGGUACCAUCAAGGGCUGGAACGCCACAUUCUACUCACUAGACGACAUACGCUUCGGCAACAACAUCCUCUACUUUUGGGACUCGGAAGGCCGUAAAGAGGAAAAAUACGUCAUUGCUGCCAAAGGCCUGAGAGAGCAGCUCGACCGAUGGCCACGUACACCCACAGGAGGAUUCUGGCAUCGCGCCCCCAUCUACAAGAACCAAAUGUGGCUCGAUGGUAUCUACAUGGCUGAUACCUUCUACGCAACCUACACGUCGUACUUUGAGCCUGACAACACCACGGCUUGGGAUGACAUUGCGCUGCAAUUCGACCUCAUUGAGGAGCACACCAGGAACCACACAUCAAACCUGCUCAAGCAUGGAUACAGUGAGGACAAGAGCACCGUCUGGGCUGACCCAGUCACGGGCGCCAGUCCCUACGUCUGGGACCGUGCUGUGGGAUGGUACUUUGUUGCGCUCGUCGAUGUGCUAGAGGUCUUCCCAAAGAGCCACGCAGGUUUCGCCCGCAUCUCCGAGUACCUCACCACGCUCGCCGAUGGCAUCAGGAAGUCGCAGGAUGCCAGCGGUGGCUGGCACUUGAUCAUGGACGAGCUGUUCAAGGACGAGCCCCGCAACUACAUUGAAUCCAGUGCCACUGCCAUGUUCACGUACGCCUACUUGAAGGCCAUCAGGCUCGGAUUGUUGGAGAAGGAAUUCCAGGAGACGGCUGUCAAGGCGUGGAACCUGCUUGUCGAUGACUUUGUCCAGUACGAGAAGAAUGGAACCAUAAGCUUCACUGGCACAGUGGAGGUUGGCAGUCUCAAGGGCGAUGCAUCGUAUGACUACUAUGUCAGUGUGCCCAAGGUCAUCAACGAUGGAAAGGGUGCUGGGCCGUUCAUGUACGCCGCGACUGAGAUUGAGAAGGCAGGCUUGUGA
Messenger RNA from Plenodomus lingam JN3, 1149 nucleotides. RefSeq lists its product as uncharacterized. The record is from RefSeq and is a predicted model, not a curated record. Lineage: Eukaryota; Fungi; Ascomycota; Dothideomycetes; Pleosporales; Leptosphaeriaceae. Gene Ontology annotation, biological process: carbohydrate metabolic process.